Molecule: messenger RNA, 992 nt
Organism: Chiloscyllium plagiosum (whitespotted bambooshark)
Lineage: Eukaryota; Metazoa; Chordata; Chondrichthyes; Orectolobiformes; Hemiscylliidae
Product: troponin C, skeletal muscle-like
Cellular component (GO): myosin II complex
Molecular function (GO): calcium ion binding
Source: RefSeq, a predicted model, not a curated record
UUACUGAGGUAAAUUUACAGACCAAGUGACAUUCAUACUCUCGCCGCCGCUGAAGUCAGGAGUAGAGGUUGUCAAAAAAAAAAGCCGAGCCAAUGACAGAACAACAAGCAGACGCGAGGUCUUACCUCAGCGAGGAAAUGAUCGCUGAGUUUAAGGCCGCAUUUGACAUGUUUGAUGCUGAUGGUGGUGGUGACAUCAGCACCAGGGAGUUGGGUCAAGUGAUGAAAAUCUUGGGUCAGAACCCCACCAGAGAAGAGUUGGAUGCCAUCAUUGAGGAAGUGGAUGAAGAUGGAAGUGGUACCAUUGACUUUGAAGAGUUCUUGGUCAUGAUGGUGAGACAGAUGAAAGAGGAGGCGAAAGGAAAGUCUGAAGAAGAGUUGGCAGAAUUCUUUCGUGUAUUUGAUACGAAUUUUGAUGGUUUCAUCGAUCGUGACGAGUUGUUGGCAAUCAUCAAGUGUGGUGAUGAGUGUGUUACAGAUGAGGAAGUUGAUGAACUGAUGAGGGAGGGGGACAGAAACAACGAUGGCAAACUUGAUUUUGAUGAAUGGGUGAAGAUGAUGGAGAAUGUCCAAUAAAUGACCAACAUUCCUCAGCAACCCAUCACUCUUUCUUUUCUGAAAGAAGCAUCUUGCACCUCUCCAACACAAAAUCAAUUGCUCCUAUUGUCUUAAGGCUCGGCCCUGCAUCCAAGAUCAUCAAGCAUAAAUGAUGCAUUAAUUCAACAAUUUAGUGAAUCGUGUGUUGUUACCUUCCUUCUGUAGCCAACUAAUCAGACAUCUGAUAUAUACAAGAUGGUCGCAAAGAACUCAAAUCUGUUAGCCAUGACUGGAGCUACACAUGAAACAUAUAGAAUUAUAGCUACUACAGUUCACUCUUAGUGAGGAAGAAGCAACCUUCUCUGUAUGAAACUCUGAAUGAUUUUGCUACCAGCAUAGAACACUGCACAAUUUAUUCAACACCCUUUCCUAAUAAAGUUAAUGUCAUCUUUUUCA